Alternaria infectoria is the source of this 1305-nucleotide messenger RNA. RefSeq lists its product as uncharacterized. NCBI's taxonomy places the organism in Eukaryota, Fungi, Ascomycota, Dothideomycetes, Pleosporales, Pleosporaceae. Gene Ontology annotation, cellular component: SBF transcription complex; cytoplasm. The transcript has 3 exons. The record is from RefSeq and is a predicted model, not a curated record. Gene Ontology annotation, molecular function: transcription coregulator activity. The coding region runs from base 1 to 1305 and encodes 434 amino acids.
AUGAUGCGUAAGUCGCGUUCCCCAAGCCGACUUAAUUACCCCGGUACUCACGCUGCCAUUGCACCAGCAGAACACGCCCACGCCACCCAUACAGCAACUAUUGCUACCGUAAACAACGCAGAGCCCCAGGCCUCGCAGGAGUCAGUCCAGUCUGCUGUGUCUAGCACCUUCUCGGCACCGGCACUUCCCUCCUCGUCGAGCAACCUAUCCACGGCCACCACUACCGAGACCGACCUCACGACCCCGUCCUCGACCAAUGUAGCGAGCCAAAGUAAACCUACCGAGGCCCCAAUGCCGGAAUCGUCAAGUCAGAGUACUGGUGGGCAGGUGCGAGCGGCACCACGCAUCGAUACCGCUGCUGCCAACGCGCUCCAGACUGGUGACACAGCAGCUGGUCCCAUGCCGCUAGAGUCUCCAGCAAAGAGCUCCAAGAGGACUGUAGAUGGAUCUCUCAAGAGCGCUGGGCUAGCGCCUGAAACUCCAUCGGCGCCCACCCAUUCACACAAGAGGAACAAGAGCAUGGAUACACACUCAGGUCGCAUUGGAGAGCUAUCCGCACAGCUAAAGACGCGUCUUUCCUACGCCAUGGUCAAAGUCCAGAACGGCUGGGAGAAGCAGUCGCUCGACGAGUUGGAAGAAAGCCAGUCACAGCGUGGUUCGCCCAACUCUGCUCCUGGGAGGACUGACCAUCUAGCAUUCGAAUCCCCUGCUACCGUCGAUCGACAAAGAAGACCGAGCGGCGUCUCUGACAUCUCAGACCAGAUGAUCAUGUCCCCGGCUUCUGAUCCGACCCGGUCACUUGCAGGGACUCCAGCUUCCUACUGGCGACCAGGUACCCGCCCUGCUAUGAACGCCGCGGCAAACCUCAUAUCCAUCACUGGCGCACAACACGGCUAUGGCCUCGCACCAGCCCCAACCUUCCAGAGUGGGCGAAGACGACGCUCCAGCGUCUCGCAUGUGCCCCCUCCGCUUCUCGGCGCCAGCCAAAGGAAGCACUACAGUGAUGUUGGCGCAGGUCCACGAUCACCAGCUACUCCUCGAGCAGGCAUCCUCCGCAUGCCCAGCCAACAAGCCGAGAAGGAUGCCGUCGAUACACUGCUCUUCAUGAGCAGUCCCAACAAUUCACAGCGCUUCCCAGCCGGCGGUCAACCAGCACCAAGUCCACUCCGAGCCGAAGCACCGCAACGACGCGUCAUGUUCGAAGCAUACCCACCACAAGACAAACGCGCCAUGUACCAGCCAUCGAUGCCCGCACCGCCCCACCACCACCAACACGGACCGUACCCCGCGUACCCAGCGAGAUAA